Mercenaria mercenaria is the source of this 3176-nucleotide messenger RNA. RefSeq lists its product as uncharacterized. The coding region runs from base 249 to 1046 and encodes 265 amino acids. The transcript has 5 exons. The record is from RefSeq and is a predicted model, not a curated record. Lineage: Eukaryota; Metazoa; Mollusca; Bivalvia; Venerida; Veneridae.
CCCAUGUGUCCAGUCAUGAAACAAUGCUUAAAACCACUACUGUAGUACAGACCUAAAGUUCAAAUUGUAUGAGAUAAUUCUAGUGCUUGUAUUUGACUUUCGUAAAUGCUAACUUUUGUGUGUGAAUACUUCUGAAAAGGACUAUGCUCUGAUGGGUGUUUAAUCAACAAAUCCUAAUUUAUAUUUAUAAUUAAUAACGUUAACAACUGGACUACUUGAACUUUUCAGUGAAAACUGAAAAUAACAAAAUGGUAUCCACGACUAGAAGCAAAUACGAAUUGGAGUAUUUUGUAUCUGUAACAACAUUUCUGUCCUUGGCAACUGUCGUCAUGGGCCAUGGACGACUGAUUGAUCCGCCAUCCCGGUCGUCUGCUUACAGAUUUGGCUUCGGCACUCCACGGAAUGAUAACGACCACCAGCUUAGCUGUGGAGGAUUCUGGAAUCAGUGGGGCAGAAAUCAAGGCCGUUGUGGUGUUUGUGGGGAUCCCUAUCAAGGGCCUCGUGAAAACGAGGCUGGUGGAAAAUAUGCGACAGGGACAAUAGUGCGACAUUACAGGGAAGGGCAACAGAUUACCGUGGUAAUCGAUAUGACCGUAGGACACGGUGGAUUUUCCGAGUUUCGGAUAUGUCCGAAUAAUGAUGUACACAAAGCUAUCACACAGCAGUGUUUAGAUCAACACCUUCUGGCGACGCCUAGCGGAGAAACGCGCAUAGAACACGGACAUGUGACUGGCCUCUUGAGAUAUAAAUUGAAACUUCCACGUGGGCUCACGUGCACUCAGUGUGUUCUACAGUGGAAAUGGAACACUGCUUCAAACAAUAACUGCAAUUACGUCACCCAUGAAAAUUGUUGCGAAGGAUGUGGGCCACAAGAACAGUUCUACGGUUGUGCUGAUGUUUCAAUCGGGCAUGACUCCAAUGCUGGUCGUUAUACAACGCGGAGAACCACAAAAAUCCCGUUCAAGCCAAAUAUUUUUGGACACACGCAGCCAAGUGGCUUUAUUCCGAUUGAUAUUUUUGGCCGUGAGCUGAAAGAACCAAACUAAUUUUAAACAGGAUUCCUUCCACUGGUAAUGAGAGGGAGUGACAAUAAUGCGAAAGUAGGGAAAUCUAGGUCUACAUAAAUAACUCUCCUUGGAUACGGUAUUGUACAUGUGUUGAAAAUCAUCUAAAAUAUGACAUUCGUUUAAUGUUUUAUGAUACAUUGUUGUCCUUGUUGUUGUUGUUAAUGAUAAUAACAAUGAUAUUGUUUUGGUUGUUGUUGUUGUAGCAUUUAGAUAAUAUAAGGGUAUUCUACCAUAGCAAAGUUGCAAUUCAAAGUCAAGGGAGAAACAUAGACACAUUUGUUUCAAUACAAAUUAAACGACAUGCUUGUGUGUGUGUGUGUGUGUGUGUGUGUGUGUGUGUGUGUGUGUGUGUGUGCAUGCCUGUGUGUGUAUGUGUUAUUUUUCAAUCAGUUGAGAUAUACUCCUUAAAUUUGAUUCCCCUUUUCGUAAAAAAACAUUGUUUUCUAUUUUGAUGGAUGAAGGAUCCGUUUCAUUUUGAAUGCUAUUUGCCUUAUUGGAUUCUUGAAGAACUGUAAGAAUAUUGUAAUUUUCUCAUGAGCAGUAAUACUGUUUUUUUUUGUAAAAAAUGCAAACACACAAUGUUUUCAUAUUCACUUCUUCCAACAAAAGUAAGACGUUUGUAAACUAAGUUCUGCAAGAAAUCACUGUUUGGUAGUAUAUUCAUAUAGUUGAUGAGCCGAUAGGUUGGUUGGUACCAUCUGGGGUGAUUAAUUCUCAUAUAUAGUUAUUUUUGGCAAGGUAUACCUUGAGUUAGAUGAUAUGUAAUAGAAUUGUAUAGGCGUAAAAUUGUGAUAUCGUGAUAUCGUCCGGUUUAUGUGCCUACCCUUAAAAACGCUAUUUGGAUAUUUGCCAAGUAACAGAUAAUACAUUCUUACUUAACCUGACAGCAUUUUGUUAUCAGUCAUAUUUUCACAUUCAAAUUUAUCUUACCUAUAGUCAUGAUCAUUUUGCAAUCUGACUAAAGUGCAUCACCUAUUACGCUAUACAUAGGAUCUGACAACGAGCUAUAAAUAGCCUCGUUCUGACGACCCUUUCGCUAGCCAAUCAGAGCUUAACUAACAACAUUUUGCAAAUCUAUAGUUAGCCUUGAUUUUUGAUAUUUACAAUUCUUAUGUCGCAAUGUGACAGAUAGCCGGUUAGCGCAGUCGGUAGGCCACUUGCUCUGUAAGCGAGGGGUCCCGGGUUCCAGCCCUGGAUUGACUGUGCAUUUUUCUUACUCUUUGACAUUUGAACAAGUCGUCUGAUUAGUUCAAAUAAAAUAGAUUCGCGAAAAUUAAAAUAGCAAUAUAUACAGAAGACGAAUGUGAAUGGGUCAUUCUCAGAUCUUCGUUUAGAAGAUCAAGUACUUUAGUCAGAUUGGAUUCUUUUGAUUCUCAAUAAAAAGUACUCCGCAUGCUUAAAGCAGCGUGCCUCCAGAUCGUUCGACAACGAAAUAUACAGUAUAUAUAUUUUUAUAUAUUUUGAAAUAAAUGCUAUAUUUCUUAAGAAGGCUUUAAAACUAAAUUACUGACAAACUUUCUGUUACGGAAACACUUGAGAAUUUGCUGUUUUUACUACUUUUUCCGAUGAAAAUUGAAAAGCGUUUGUCACGCUUUUACUCCAGGUAAAUUGUCUCGGUUAUAAAUAUCUAUAUUUUGAAGUCAUUAUUCACUACUUCAGCUUUAGCGUUAUUGAUAACCUCGACGGGAAAAUGUCUUUAUUGCCGCAGCGGUCCGGGGUUCGAUUCCCGACGCGGUCAUACUUUUUCUUGAUUUGGAACUUUUAAAGUAUGUUAGAAACAAAAAUUCAUAUUCUAAUGUUUAUAAUAUGAUCAAACUUCAAUUUGAAAGAAAGAUUUUUUUUAGCCAAAUCUAGAGGCAUGCUGCUUUAAAAUAUGAUUACUGUGCCAUCGGUGAUUACUUAUAGACCAUAACCUAUAGCCAGUGUGAUAAAUCAUACCACUUUCAGAAAAAGUCUCAGAUUAUGAUUAAGUGUUGAUAAGUGAAUACAAGAUGAGAAACACAUUUAUUUAAAUGCGUUAAUAGCAAGUUUAUUAAUUAUUGUGUCUAACAAUGUUUUUUUCUUUGUAUAUAAAAUUAUGUCACUCAAUAAAAGAAAAACAAAUAUUGA